AUGUCCUUCUCCAGCGACGACCUCUCCGUCGCCCUCAACGCCCUCCGCCAAUCCGAGGUCGAACAGUCGCUCGAGGAACGCUUCAGCCAGGUCUACCCACCCUUCGACCCCAAGAUCCACCACCAGGCCGUCCUGCGCGACGAACUCGCCAAAGACACCCCCCUCCACGCGACCCCCUUCCUCCUCGCCUCGAAACCCAACGGCAACCACGCCCUCGUGCCUACCAUCGAGGUUACCGACGAGCACGGCCAAGACUGUGAUGUCGUGAUGGCCACGUCUCCCCCCAGUCCAUUCCACGAGAACACCACCGCUGCGCAUGAACCACCCACCCAGCCCGACGAGGAAACCUCGCAAGACGACAAUUUCCCGGGAGCUGCAUACAUGCACCCGGAGACCCGGGCCCGCGUCGCCUCCUGGGCUCAACAAACCGGCGCCAUGACCAUGCCGACGGUCCAGGUGGCCCCCGCGUCGCCGAUGGUCGAGCCGCGUGCAUAUGCGCAGAGCGUCGACCAGCUCGAGAUGGCGACCGAGCGUGUCGUGUCUGAUAGUGGAUCGGACGAUGGUAAAUGUAUUUUGCCUGAUGGGACUGUUGCGGCUGGGGACGAUGCUGGGGCGUCUGGUGAGAAUGGACGUCCGGCGCUGGCGCUGUUUAAACGUCGUCGUGAGGUUGACGAGGUGAAAGAGAACGAUGGUGGUGGUGGUAAUCGACGUCGGAGCGCGAGGAUUGCGGCGUUGCAGCAGCAGGGUCCUACGAUCUACCGGGUUUGA
This is a messenger RNA of Aspergillus terreus NIH2624, 768 nucleotides long. RefSeq lists its product as uncharacterized. Lineage: Eukaryota; Fungi; Ascomycota; Eurotiomycetes; Eurotiales; Aspergillaceae. The coding region runs from base 1 to 768 and encodes 255 amino acids. The transcript has 2 exons. The record is from RefSeq and is a predicted model, not a curated record.